UUAUUCCAUACCUGCUCUGUAAUCUUCAAAGUGUUUCUUCACUUUUCGAUGGAUUCUUCUAUUGCUAUGACACAAUCACCAGCUCUUUCUCCAAAUGAUGUGUUUUUGAAUUUUAGAGGAGAGGAUACGGAUCCAACUUCACCGGUCAUCUUGACAUGGCCUUGCGGCAAAAGGGAGUCAACGUCUUCAUUGAUGACAAGUUCAACAGGGGAGAACCUACUCCAUGAGAUAUUAAAGGAAGAUUUAAAGUUUGGCAAUCUUGACAAAGGAAUCAACAUCAUAAGGCAUAGACUGCGUUCAAAGAAAGUUCUUAUAGCGGUUGAUGAUGUGGAUAAGCUUGAGCCGCUAGAAGCAUUGGUUAGUGGGCGUGAUUGGUUUGGCCCUGGUAGUGUAAUCAUUGUGACAACAAGAAACCAUCAUUUACUUUCUAUCCAUGAAUUUGAUAAAAAAGUAUGGUAUUCGAAGAAUGAAUCAUGA
Cucurbita moschata (crookneck pumpkin) is the source of this 477-nucleotide messenger RNA. Its product is annotated as disease resistance protein RPP4-like. The transcript is spliced from 2 exons. The coding region runs from base 49 to 477 and encodes 142 amino acids. The record is from RefSeq and is a predicted model, not a curated record. NCBI's taxonomy places the organism in Eukaryota, Viridiplantae, Streptophyta, Magnoliopsida, Cucurbitales, Cucurbitaceae. Gene Ontology annotation, biological process: defense response.